Penicillium salamii is the source of this 1428-nucleotide messenger RNA. Lineage: Eukaryota; Fungi; Ascomycota; Eurotiomycetes; Eurotiales; Aspergillaceae. The record is from the annotation of a GenBank genome assembly.
AUGGCUGCCGACGGACCCAAGCCCGGCUUUCUGGGUAACCUCAACAAAGACCAGGAAGCCAAACUGCAAAAGCUCUGGGCAGUCCUGCUCAAGGCCGGCGAAACAGAUCUCAGCAACGAACCAACCGGUCCCAGUGUAGAGCAGAAUGUCUCCCCGACCCAGCCGCAAAGACGACAAUCGCUUCUUGGUCGCACGCAGAGCAACGUUUCGGAAACAAUCCCUAUCGCCAAUACACCCUACCAACAGAACAUUAUGAAAUACCUCGGAGAAUUGGGCGCUGGCGCCCCUGAGUCCAAGGCAAUCCAGAAGGCUCUUUCGGAAAUCACCCCCACUGAGCUUCGGACAGGAGUUCUCGAUACCCUGAAGCACGACCACCCUGACGCAAUGAUGCUACGAUUCCUUCGCGCACGCAAGUGGGAUGUCCCCAAGGCUUUCGCAAUGAUGAUGGAUGCGAUUGUCUGGCGUGUUAAGGAAAUGCACGUGGACGACGAUGUGAUGGCGAAGGGUGAGCUACAUGCUCUCAAGCAGACGCAGAAUAAGUCAAGCACAAGUGACCAGAAGGCUGGUCAAGACUUCUUGUCCCAGAUGCGCAUGGGUAAGAGUUAUGUCCAUGGCGUUGAUCGCGUGGGUCGUCCAAUUGUGGUUGUACGGGUUCGCUUGCACAAGCCUGGUGCCCAGACAGAGGAGUCGCUGGAGCGCUAUAUUGUUCAUGUUAUUGAGUCGGUGCGACUGACUCUGGCGUCUCCCGUUGAGACUGCGGCGGUUUUAUUCGAUAUGACAGGGUUCGGAUUGUCAAACAUGGAAUACCCACCUGUGAAAUUCAUUCUCAAGUGCUUUGAGGCCAAUUAUCCCGAAUCGCUGGGGAUUAUGCUUAUUCACAAUGCCCCCUGGGUCUUCUCGGGAAUCUGGCGACUUAUCCGAGGCUGGAUGGAUCCCGAGAUCGCAGCCAAGGUUCAAUUCACAAACAGUGUCUCCGAUUUGGAGAAAUUCAUCCCCCGGGACCAGAUCGUGAAGGAAAUGGGCGGAUCUGAAGACUGGGCUUACAAGUACAUCGAGCCAACCGAGAGCGAAAACUCAGCGAUGGAAGACACCACAACUCGGGAUGCUCUCAAGGCUGAGCGAUCAAGCAUCGGCGAUGAGUUCCUAGGUGCCACAUCUUCCUGGAUCGACGCGACAAAGUCAAAGGACGCGCCUAAGAUUCAAUCGGCUAUUAGCGAGAGAGAUUAUUUGGUUGAGCGACUGCGUGUGAACCACUGGAAGCUUGAUCCCUAUGUUCGCGCGCGUCUUUGUUUGGAUCGCAUGAAUGUGAUUCAAGAGGGUGGAAAGAUUGAUUUUUAUCCCAAGGAGGUCGACGUUGAUGCGAUCAAGGCAUCAAAAGUGGAGCAUCUAGAGAGUAUCAAUGGGGCAGUGGCACAGCCUGUUUCAUAG